AUGUAUAUCCCUAAAGAAAAACUUAUUGAACUAGCUAAAAGACAAGGUGGUGGUGGUGUUAGUUGGAUUACCAUAGUUGUUCUUGUUGCUGUUAGUUACUUGAUUCUUAGUUGUUGUGUUCAUGGUGUUUGUUUUACGGAUGACGAUAUAAAUAAUGCUGUUGAUGAAAAUCGAAACAAUAAUAAUGGAAAUAGAAAUGCAAAUAACAGAGCCAAUAACAACAAUAAUGCCAGAAAUACAAACUCCAGCUCCAACCAACAAUCCAACCGAGCUCAGCCAGUUUCUCCCCCACCUACAUAUAGGCCAUAA
Messenger RNA from Scheffersomyces coipomensis, 309 nucleotides. RefSeq lists its product as uncharacterized. The transcript has a single exon. The record is from RefSeq and is a predicted model, not a curated record. Bases 1 to 309 code for a protein of 102 amino acids. Lineage: Eukaryota; Fungi; Ascomycota; Pichiomycetes; Serinales; Debaryomycetaceae.